Molecule: messenger RNA, 1581 nt
Organism: Magnusiomyces paraingens
Lineage: Eukaryota; Fungi; Ascomycota; Dipodascomycetes; Dipodascales; Dipodascaceae
Exons: 1
Coding region: 1-1581 (526 amino acids)
Molecular function (GO): NAD+ binding
Source: RefSeq, a predicted model, not a curated record
AUGACUAUAAAACUUGAUCCAUCGAAUUUGAAAAGCUGGGAUCAUCUUUCUCGCGAAGAAAGACUGCAUUUAGAUAUGAUUGCGCGCAGGAUAUCUCAAUCUAAAAAAGUUAUUGCAGUAACAGGAGCCGGAAUCUCUUGUAAUGCAGGAAUACCUGAUUUUAGAUCAAAGGAUGGUCUUUAUAACAUGGUGAAACAACAGCAUCCAAACACUGUUGUUAAAGGGAAGGAUCUUUUUGAUGUUGUUUUGUUUGGUGAUCAAGCAACAACUUCGGUUUUUUUUACAUUUAUGGCCCAACUACGGAAAUGUACAAUGGCUGCCACCCCUACAAUGACACAUAAAUUUCUUAGACUGCUCAAAGAAAAGAAAAAGCUACUUCGAUGUUAUACUCAAAAUAUUGAUGGUCUUGAGAGUAAGGUCGGAUUAACUAUGGGUGGUUCCAAGCCACUGGUGCAACCUACUACUACUACUACUACUACAACAUCGGAAACCCCAAAGAAAUUAACAAAAGCUGCAAUGCUUAAACAGAUUGAUGUUGUUCAGCUUCAUGGUGACAUUCAUUCUUUAAAAUGUGGUAUAUGCUCUUCUGUUUUUGGCUGGACCGAAAGUUAUGAGCAGUUGUGUUAUCUAGGAGAGUCUCCGUCCUGUCCAUCUUGCGAAGAGAAAAACAGUCUUAGACAAGCUCGUGGAAUGAGACACAGUAAUGUUGGAGAUCUCAGACCGAACAUUGUUCUGUAUGGUGAAGAACAUCCUUAUGGAGAUCUAAUUGGUACUUGUGUGUCGAAAGAUGCUAACUCUAAGCCAGAUGUUAUGCUAAUUAUUGGAACAUCGAUGAAAGUUGUUGGGCUCAAGAAAUUAAUUAAAGAUGUGGCCAAGGCGGUUAAGAGUCCAGCGACGCCAAGGAAAAAGGAAGGGAUAGUUGUGUUAAUUAACAAAACUGAUAUUGGUCUUAGCGGUUUUGAAGAUGUUAUUGAUUACCAUAUUAAAAGCGACUGUGAUGAUUGGGUAAUGGACUUGAAAACUAGAAUACCCAAUUUGUUUUCCAUACAAACAACUUUGGAAAAGUAUGCUGUUUCAUCAGCAAUUUCUGAGACAGAGAUAAAGGAAGAAGCUAAUGUUGUUUCCAAGAGUUAUGUUGAAAAUAAUGACGUUAUAUUGGUUUCUCCUAGUACACCAAGCAAACAGACCGCUAAAGUGGGGAAAAUACCACUUCCCACGCCGCCUUCUUCAGUUGAUAAUAAUUUGGCGAGACCAAUGACCCAUUCAGUAAUGCAACAAGAAAACACAAGUGCAUUUAGCUCCAUUACUAACCACACAUCAAUAUUGUUAUCUCCACCAGCUACUCCUAUCGUUCAAAGUGAUGAAACAUUUGGUAUUAACAGGGAGUAUGACGUUGAAAUUGGUUUGUUUAUUAAUGAAAAGGCUGCAUCCCGAAACACACAGCUGCUAAAUGAGUGGUCCAAACGCCCGUGUUCCAAGGAGAGGGUAGAUUGUACCAGCUGUGACGAAGGGACAAGAAAAAGAAAGAGUAGAUUGGAGGAUAUUUGUGUUCCUGUUAAUAGAAAUAAACGAAGACGAUAA